This is a messenger RNA of Ceutorhynchus assimilis (cabbage seed weevil), 726 nucleotides long. NCBI's taxonomy places the organism in Eukaryota, Metazoa, Arthropoda, Insecta, Coleoptera, Curculionidae. The record is from the annotation of a GenBank genome assembly.
AUGAUGAAGGUACCGCCAGUUUGUUCCAUAAAUUCAUCAAGUCCACGAAAGUCUUCAUAUGAAGAUAUCUCUGUGCCGCGAUGUUUUAGAUGCCAGAAGCAUUUUCAUAAGAAUAGUGAUUGCUCCAAUAAGAUCACAUGUGAAAUCUGUGCCGACGAACACGACUUCAAGGAGUGUCCACAGAUCAGGAAGCAGUGCGUUAAUUGUAUUAAAGCAAAAUCUAAAUACAAUGUAAAUCAUAAUAUUGGAUACACAGCAAAUGACCCACUCUGUCUUUCGCUCCAAUAUCUGUUACAGAUUCAGAAAAGCAAAAUAGUGAUGGCCUGUGAACAGCAAGAAACUAGUAUAAUGAAUGAACUGGACCAAUUACAAACUGAUAUUCAAGUGGAGGCUAUUGACUUUAAUUUGCUUCAUAAUAGACUUUGCACAAAUAAUCAAGUAUUUAACGUGUUGCACCUGAACAUACGCAGCAUUCGCAAAAACCUCAAUGAUUUCUUGGCCUGGAUUCAAUCCUACAAACUCAAUUUCUGCAACAUUAUUGUUUUGAGCGAAUGCUGGCGUGGCGCUCGUUUAGAUCAUAUUUUUGUAAGGAGAAAACUAAAUUUCAAAUCACUGAAAUAUUCCGCUUUUGUUCUUGACUCAGCCAUCACAGAUCAUUAUCCUGUAAUGCUCAACAUCAGUAGAGACGAUGAUAACUCUCACAUUUUUUAUACUAUCAAAUUCUGA